UGGGGUAGCGCAUCACAGGUCUGGGAAGGGAAAGAGCUACGGCAACGACCCUGACGUAUGCAUCCCCAUGUGAAGGAAAGAGGUAAGGAAGGCAAGCACCGCACCGUCCGACUUGUCUCGGGGCCAACGAAAGAACGACGCCAUUUGAGUGAGGGCGCCACGAAGACGACGGUCUCCUUUGAUAGCAUCAUCAUCAUCAUCAUCGUCUCAGUGAAUAAAUCUUGCUUUUACCCAUAUUUCACUCUAUUCUUUCCCUUCUGUUUCCUCACGGUUGAGAGACAACACCAAAUACACGACUAAUACCUACGCGAAUCCUAUCUCCAUACAGUAUCGUCACUCAGCAUUUAUCUCGUCUGUUUUUAUAUUCCCUGCAAAGAGACAGCCCAUUCGUCUCCACCAUUGAAGCAAUUCCGGCUCAAGACGAGCACCCGGCAUACCCAUGUUCGACAUAGAAACUGUCGAUUAAUAUCAACUGCAUACAGCAUUACAACCGCCAAGCGCCUUGGGAAUCCAUAAAAACAUAUUGUAACAAGGCCCUUGGCCCUGUCGAGAGCUUAUCACCACGCCGAGCCUAUCGCGGCCAAUCUAUUCCCUCGCAUCGUAUUCCAUUGAAGUCUCACCCGUCCGAGGCUCCAAUACGAAGGGCUGAGCCAGCACCCUUCUGACGUCCUUAUACUGAUGCCCACCAGCACAUCCCAGCAACCAACCAUGAUCCAGUCACAGCCGGCAGCGGCCACAGUGGCCAAUAACUCUGGUCGUCUCAAAUACGCAGAUCCUCGAGAUCUUCCUAGCUAUCCAUCUGCUGGUCUUCGUCCUGACGGUGCCGCUGCAAGUGCCGCUGCUUCACUUGGAUGGUCUAAUCAAAAAACCAUCGAACUUUGGAAACCUGACAAAACCUCAUCCGCAUCCGCUGCUGCCGCUUUAGCUAAGGAUUACAAGAUGGCUCCAACAUGGGAACCAACAUCCAACUCUGCUGGCCACAAAGCCGCACUUCUAGCUGUUGGCUCUGCUAAUGCUGCCUUAAACCAAUCCCCAAGCCAGCGCAAGUCACACGAGGGAUGGGGAAAUUCUGCUGCUACUCAGGCAUUCAACACGAAUCGAGCCAACUCAAUGCGACAGCCCGACCCAAGAGCAUCUGAUACUUCGCUGCAGGGACAAAAGUCUCUGGCCGCAGCCAAAGGUGCUAUGUCAACUACUAGACGACGAGCUAAAUCGACGCCAUCAGCACCAGACUCUCAUGCUCCAUCAUCCCCUAAGACUAACACUCGACCCGAUGCGCUCAGCGGAGCUGCACUUGCUCACAAAGCAAGCCUGAGGGCCAAGCCGGCAACAGAAAACGCCGGUGCGGUGCCAGUCACUACCAUGACUCGCAACAUGUUCACGUCUAAUCCGCCAGUCAAACCGGAGGUAGAUGAACGACAAAACAAUGAGCAACUUCAUGCUUCAGCGGUUGCGAUGGCCCGAAAGAUGUAUUCACAUCAACAAAAGAUUAUCGACGAAGCCAAGGAAACCCAUGGGCAAGGCUCUGAUGCACCACAGCCAAAACCAUACAUUAAUCUCCAAGACGCUGCAUACAAACAAGCACAAGAACGACUGGCGAAGCUUGAACAAGAACACCAGAAGAAUAGAGACUACCAAUCUUACUAUGGAAACGAAUCGUCGCCUAGACGGCGGUUUACACUGACAUCCAAGCUGCGUCGUCGCUCUUCUAGCGACGGUGACCUUGACGAUAGACAACAAUCCGAAAGAAUACGACAGCAGAUGUCACUCUUCUCCAACAAGCUUUCAGAGGUUGAUCAGAAGAAGCGACAGGAUGAUCGCAACGCGCUUCUUGCUGCGGCACAACGCAACGUCAAGGCUCGAUUGCAAGGUAUGGAUGAGAAGGUUUAUCAUGAAACUGGCCAGGUCAACCCAACUCUGAUGAGUGAGUGGGAGCUUAAGGCUCAUCAGUUGGCGAGUGCUAGCCACGAAACCCGAAAUGCAAACAAGGGCAAGAUCGACAUCGGAGGUGGCAGAUUCAUGGAUUCUCACGAUAUAGACGCCAUCGCAGCCAAAAGAAUGCAGCCCCUUUUGGAUGACAUUAACGAGAAGGCUGAAGUUGAGCGCGAGCGACUCGCUACACUCAAGAUGGAAGAGGAAGCAAGAAAGGCUGAGCAGGAGAAGCAAAAGGCGCGCGACCGCGAAACUAAAGAAAUCACAAAGAAGCUUAAGGACCAAGAGAAGCAGGAGUACAAGGCCAAGAAGGCGGAGGAGAAGGCGGCACGAGCUGAAGAGCGACGCCAGGCCAAGGAAGAGAAGCAACGGUCCAGGGGUAACACAGCUGUCUCUGGCGAAGAAGCUAUUGAUGAUGGUGCGAGCACAAGAAGCGAAGAGGCUGUCUCACCUCCUAUUGUUGCACCAAAUGAAUCGAGUGAGCCUAGUGCCCCAGCAGCUAUCGAUACAGAAGCUGGCACAACGGAAAGGGGCCGCAGAAAGCUCAGCGAUGCUGCAUCACCAACUUCCAAGGUCAAGGGAUGGAUCAAGAACCGGUUUUCACGAGGCAAAUCUCUCGGAGAGAAAGACCACGAAAGCCACGGUGACAAGAGAAGCAGUUUCAUUGGCGGAGCCGCUCUCCGGGAUACUGAUGCAAAUGAAAGUUCAACAAGUCUGGACAACCGGGCUACGAGCAUGCGAGAUGUCGCCCUUGCCGGUCGCAGCGCAAACGCUGAGUCAAGCGACCACGACCGGGAUGUACUGCAUGAUUCGCGCGGCAUCAGCCCCGUGAGCAGUCUAAGUGAAGACGAGGCGGUUCCGGCUCUUACUCCCCCCCCAGCAAUCAAAGACCCUGCUGAAAGGAAGAGCCAAAGCCCUUCACGGGACUCGAGAUUCAGAGAGAUGAUGGAUAACUAAACCAGUAUUGUUGCAGGACAGGAGUUUGGAAAGGAGGCAUAAUGAUGGGAUUGGUUUGGAUUACGCCUGGCGCAAGAGAAUGGAUUGCUGUGUAUCUGUAAAGCGUCAUUCGUUUUUAACAGCAGGACUAUAGCAAUUGGGGAAGUUGAAAGGGUUAUCUCACUAUUGGUGUAAACUCAAUGUCUUUUUUUGAGCUAUGACGCAGUACAUGUACGGAACUUUCGGAUGAACAUUACGACUAUAACAUGGUCAGCUACGAUGAUGAGACAAAGCAGGAUAGUGGUUGGCAAUACAGAGUAAUAUACCUCAUAAAGUACGAAAGACGACGAGUGACAUGAAAUUGUGACUUAUUAUGUCAACAUUGUUUAAUUAAUUGAUAAUCAUUAUACAUGAGGCAAUUCC
Fusarium odoratissimum NRRL 54006 is the source of this 3291-nucleotide messenger RNA. RefSeq lists its product as uncharacterized. Bases 679 to 2889 code for a protein of 736 amino acids. Gene Ontology annotation, biological process: eisosome assembly. The record is from RefSeq and is a predicted model, not a curated record. Lineage: Eukaryota; Fungi; Ascomycota; Sordariomycetes; Hypocreales; Nectriaceae. The transcript is spliced from 3 exons.